AACCAGUUCAGAUGCCAACAAAUCUACGAUUUUCCUGUUCUUACUGAGGUACUUGUUCUCUGACCGGCUCAUUCGUGAGCGAACCGUCUCAACAACCGGUCAUGUGUUACAGAAUGUCUGUUGGUAUUCUUUCCAUCAUCCUACAAGCUCAAAUAUUUAUACACGCUGUUACUGGUUCAGACCCUAAAACGAACGUCGAAUUUACAAGGUUUAGGAGGGAAACACCUUCCGGCGGAUGUCAGCUACCACAACAUCCGCAGAACGGGGUGUAUACCUCACCACAAUGCCUGUCCGGAGAUGAUAGAUCCGAGUGUCGCAACCUGCCCGGAACAACUGUCCCCAACAACUGGCUUCUCAAGUACCAUUGCAGUCCUAACUAUAAUCUUAGCUCUGAAGUGGAGUUUUCUAUCUGCAACAACGGCACUUGGCAGAACCCAUUGCAUUGUCUCGGCAAUUCUGGCAGCACGACGAAAUGUGGCUUAUCAACUAGUCCAUCUACGUUGAUUCCUUUAAUCCUGAAUGGCUCGACAACUCACCAAGGAGAGUACCCCUGGGUGGCCGGGCUCUACAAAAAGAGAGACGAGAAGUGGGAACUGUUCUGUGCUGGGACUCUCAUCUCUCCACAUAUUGUGGUUACAGCUGCUCAUUGUGUAGUGGAUGAAAUCAGUGAUGCUGUUACUGCACCGGAAAACGUCAAGGUUGGGUUGGGGAAAUACUAUAGAGAUUUCUACAAAGAGGAAGCCUCCUCUGUGAUUUCCGACGUACGAGAGAUCGUGGUGCCCCAGCACUUCAUGGGGAGGGCCGCAUACUAUGCUCUGGACAUCGCCAUUCUCGAUCUGAAAAGAAGAGUUCCGGUUACGGCCUUUGUCAUGCCCGCCUGUGUACACUGGAAUUCACUGAAUGAAAAUUUCUUCGGAUCCACUGGACAUGUUGCUGGCUGGGGUUUUACAGAACAUGAAACAAUAAGUGAUGUACUCUUAUCUGCUGAACUGACCCCAACUGAGUUUUCAGCCUGUAUAAAUCAACUACGACCUGCCUUCCGAAGAUUACUGACACAGGACAAGUUUUGUGCUGCUAGUAAAGAUGGUGGGCAGAUAGACAGGCUGGACAGCGGAGUGGGAUUGACAUACCUGGAAAAUGGACAACACUUUUUGGCAGGACUUGCAAGCACUAAAAUUACUAGAGAAACAGUGAUUUCACUAUUGACGAAUAUCCAGAAUCGAGAAAUACAUGCUUGGCUGGGGGAACAGAAAUCUCGUUUGGAACGACUACACAAAGAAGAUGUGAUUUAAAUGUUUAUAUUGUUAUAAUUUAAUAAAUGUAUUUUUACGUCUA
This is a messenger RNA of Homalodisca vitripennis (glassy-winged sharpshooter), 1335 nucleotides long. RefSeq names its product clotting factor C-like. NCBI's taxonomy places the organism in Eukaryota, Metazoa, Arthropoda, Insecta, Hemiptera, Cicadellidae. The transcript has 8 exons. Gene Ontology annotation, molecular function: serine-type endopeptidase activity. Gene Ontology annotation, biological process: proteolysis. The coding region runs from base 102 to 1292 and encodes 396 amino acids. The record is from RefSeq and is a predicted model, not a curated record.